This is a messenger RNA of Vollenhovia emeryi, 2859 nucleotides long. RefSeq lists its product as uncharacterized. The transcript is spliced from 3 exons. Bases 1 to 2859 code for a protein of 952 amino acids. Gene Ontology annotation, biological process: DNA integration. NCBI's taxonomy places the organism in Eukaryota, Metazoa, Arthropoda, Insecta, Hymenoptera, Formicidae. The record is from RefSeq and is a predicted model, not a curated record. Gene Ontology annotation, molecular function: nucleic acid binding.
AUGGUCUUCGGCCUCCAAAGCAGACGCAUACAGGCAUGCCUAUUGGAGACUAAAGAUUUGACGUUCAAAAAAGCACUGGAGGUAGCUACAGCCAUGGAGCUCACGGAUAAGGAUGUGACCCAACUUCAAUCGGGGACUGCAGCGGUGGACUACGUAAACUCUAAAGUAGCGACCACUCCGAAGAAAGGGAAAACAACGGGGAAUAAGAAACCAUCGAACGCGAAAUACAAACGUCCGAAUUCGAAUUCCAAAACUAGCAAUAAUAAUACUGUUUGUUUCAGAUGCGGCGGCAAUCACUUAGCACCUAAGUGUACUCGUACAUUAAGUAAGAAUGUAGACUGUAGACAUUGCGGCAUAAAGGGCCACCUGCAAAAAGUUUGCAUGAAAAAGGAAAAGGAGCAAACUAACCAAUUAGACGAAAUCUUACAAAUCCAGGGUGAACAAACCAAGUACAGAGAAAAGUUUUACACUAUGCUAUGGAUAAAUAAUAGAAAGGUGAGUUUCGAAGUAGAUAGCGGAGCCGCGGUCACAGUUGUCAGUCAGGACUUCCUCCAAUCGCUGUUGCCAAACAUACAACUUAUGAAAUCAGAUUUACAAUUAGUCACAUAUUGCAAAACAGUAAUUACAGUUAUCGGUUACGCGCGGGUAAAUGUUCGAUACAGACAAGUGACAAAGACGUUGAACAUAUACGUUUCAAAAACACGUAAAGAACCGUUAAUGGGCCGGGAAUGGAUACGACAACUUAAUGUCCAAUUAUUAGAUUCUCUGCUUGCAUUGUCACUAAGUACAGAAAGAGAAUUACAAACAAUCCUACAAAAAUACGAAGCAGCUUUAGAUCCGACGUCUGCCAAGAUACGGGAGAUACAGGCCAGACUCACAUUAAAGAAGAAUACAUCUCCUAUUUUUCUAAAAUCACGAAAAAUGCCAUUUAAUUUGAUGCCUUUAGUUGAUAAGGAAAUCGAUAAAUUGAUUACAACGGGCACAUUAGAAAAAGUUAAUACAUCAACUUGGGCAACCCCAGUGGUGCCAGUACUAAAAAGAAAUAACACAAUACGGUUAUGCGGUGAUUUUAGUGUCACGUUGAACAAACAUUUAGUUGUCGAUGAGCACCCCCUGCCCACUAUCGAUGAACUAUUUAGUACGUUAGCGGGAGGUGAAAAAUUUUCAAAAAUUGAUUUGAAGCAAGCAUACUUACAGAUGGAAAUACAUCCAUCAGAUAGGGAAAUGCUAACUUUUAGCACCCAUAGGGGAUUAUACAAAAAUGACAUAAGAAUUACAGGGCCUAACGAUAGGGUACAUCUUCAACGACUUGAGGAGGUUCUGACACGGUUAGGCAAAUACAAUAUUAAAAUAAAUAGCGAGGAGAGCGAAUUCAUGAAAGACGGCAUACAUUAUUGUGGAUACUACAUUAACAAAAACACUUGUGAAACAGCAUUUAUAGCAGCAAAGAAAGCAUUUACUAAUAACGAGAUCUUAGCGCAUUACAACUCAAAACUAUCCCUAAUAGUGGCUUGUGACGCUAGUUCGUACGGCGUAGGAGCAGUGCUGUCGCAACAAUAUCUGGAGGGGAACGAAAGAGUAAUUCAAUACGCCUCGCAGUCUUUAUCACAGACACAAAGGAAAUACGCACAAGUAGACAAAGAAGCAUACGCGAUUAUAUUUGCAAUAAAAAAGUUCCAUCAAUACCUUUACGGGAGUAAGUUCACCCUGUAUACAGAUCAUCGACCCCUAACACAAAUUUUCGCCCCCGAGAAGGGAUUACCGGCACACAGCGCAAUGCGCAUGCAACACUACGCGAUUUUUUUACAAGGUUUCAAAUACGAUAUCAAGUACAAAGAUAUGAAAUCGCAUGCGAACGCGGAUGCUCUGUCGCGGCUGCCGAUGAAACCGGAAGAUACAUACACUCGCGACGUGGUGGACGAUUACGAAAUAAAGAUGAUCGAGUUGUUACCAAUUACAUUUAAAGAUUUAAUGUUAGAAACCGCGAGGGAUAUUGGAUUACGAAACCUAUUACAAGGUUUACAACAUAGCACUACAUUAAAGGCAGAAGAUAGGUUCAAUAUACCACAAACAGAAUUUAGUUGUCAACAAGGAGUUAUCUUGCGCGACAAACGCGUAGUUAUACCUAAGAAAUUACGAAGCGCUAUACUACGAGAAUUACAUAGCGAUCACCCUGGAAUAGUAAAAAUCAAGUCAAUUGCCCGAAGAUAUUGCUGGUGGCCCGGUAUAGAUCACGAUUUAGAAACGGUUGUGAGGAAUUGCGCAAGUUGCAACGCAGUACGUAAGGAACCAACGAAAGUUGAAGGACAAAGCUGGGAGGAAGCCGAACGGCCGUUCCAGCGUGUACACAUAGAUUUCGCGGGACCUUUCAAAGGUCAGUACUUUUUCGUUCUUGUCGACGCGUUUUCUAAGUGGCCAGAAGUACAUGUAACUAAAGAUAUGACCACGCAAUCAGUAAUCCAAAAGUGUAAGCAAAUCUUUGCAACUUUUGGAAUACCCGAGAUAAUAGUCUCCUAUAAUGGACGACACUUCAAAUCAUACGAAUUUGCGCAAUUCUUAAAGAGAAACGGUAUUAUACAUAAGACUUCGGCACCUUUUCACCCAGCGACGAAUGGACAAGCCGAAAGAUUUAUACAGACGUUUAAAUUAGCGUUAAAGAAACAAUUCCAGGAUACGUUGCCAACUAGGCGAGAGCUAAUAGAAGCUCUACGGCGAUUCUUAUUACACUACUGUAGAAUACGGGGCGCAGGCGCACCGCGCCGUAUAGCUGACCGCGCUGCCUGCUGUUCGCGAGCAGCGACAAAGCGCUACGACUGCGCACACGCAAAAAAAAGAUUAGCCAAAGGAGCUAAAAUUUAG